Mesorhabditis spiculigera is the source of this 750-nucleotide messenger RNA. Lineage: Eukaryota; Metazoa; Nematoda; Chromadorea; Rhabditida; Rhabditidae. The record is from the annotation of a GenBank genome assembly.
AUGCCGGCGUCCGGCCCGCGGUACCAGGUCGACUUGAAGCUGCACGUCGACGGCUUCGAGACGGUGCCCGAUCGGAAGGACAACGGCAACCUCGCAAAAAUUAGUUUGCACGACUCGACGACGUGGCGUCAGUGUGCUGGGGCUGAUCUGAAGAGCACGACACAGAUGGAGGGCCCAUCAAAGAAGAAGAGCCAAAACGACGCGGACAAGGACGACGAGCCGGGCAACAUUUCUUCGGAGGCCGACGUCACCGGUCGCCUCAUUCAGACGAAGAAGGGCAGUGCUGAGAAGCCGUCGAGCCCUGUGCGUUCUCCGAAGCGUAUCGUUGCCCCGCCAGUCGAGCCCCAACAGCCUGCCCCGGUCAGGACCGUCUCCCCUGCGCCGGUGAGCGACUCUGUGAAAGUCGUCAGUGCUCCUCAGAAUGUGUACAAUCCGCCGGCCGGCUUCCAGCAGCAGCAGCCGCAGCUUCAACAGCUUCCUCAGCAUCCGCUCCCCAUAUGCAACGGCGUCAUGAACAACGCUCCGCCUUGCUGUAUGAUGCGAGCCCAGCAGCAGCAGCAGCAGCCGAUGAUGAUGGGCCCUCCGCCGAUCUGCUACCCCUACCCGGACGCCAACUACUCCAUGUCGUCGCCUGGCAUUUGGAUGAGCGGCUUUGAGAUUCGCUGCUGGAUGAUGUUGUUCGGCUUCCUGUUGGCCAUCUACCUGUACCGCAUGGGUCUGUCGGAACCCCGUGUCUGCCCGCCCACUCGC